This is a messenger RNA of Canariomyces notabilis, 1342 nucleotides long. RefSeq lists its product as uncharacterized. Lineage: Eukaryota; Fungi; Ascomycota; Sordariomycetes; Sordariales; Chaetomiaceae. The transcript has 4 exons. The coding region runs from base 393 to 1172 and encodes 259 amino acids. The record is from RefSeq and is a predicted model, not a curated record.
GUCUCAGAUGACUCGGCUGAGCAUCAUGAUCGACUGUGGAUUUCUCAUUACACAGUGCACAUGUACACGUAUGAGCUACGGUGAUCAUCAGCCCAGCCACCAACGGCACACUCCGCGCUUUUGCGUGAUCGAGGCUGAGAUCAUGGAUGCGCUAGAGACAAUAGUUUUCCGACAUCCAAUCGCCGACCUGGUCACUGACACGAAGCCGAUAGUGUGCAGCGUAGCUGAUCAAGAGGCGCAUUUGUCAAUUCAAGGGCAGCCUUGGGGCUGCUUGACCGGGAAAUUGAAAAGAGCGGUGUUUCUCAGUUCAGCUCCAUGGAUCCGGCUGCUCACUUGAAUGCUUCUGCGCGUUGACUUCUCUUGCAGUUUCAUCGGGUGGCAGUACUUGUACUAUGGUUAGCAGCCUGAGAAUUCUUGCACAGCUCGUGCUUGCACCCUUGGCAGCUCAUGGCUUCCGGUUUUCACCGAGCUGGCAGUCGGCUCGACCGACCGACGCCAUCGACGCUGACACCGGCCGAAUGGCGAAUUUCCGGCUGAGCCCACCCCCGACCCCCGGACCGGUGCUCCCGGAGCUUCUGAGGCGCGAUGAAGGCAGGAGCUGCGCCUACGAAUCGGGCAAGCUCGGUUGGGCCUUCACCUGCGUUGAUUCCGAAUACACUUGCAGUACAAGCUGGAGUGCAGGGCCUGCGGGCGUCUUUGGCUGCUGCCGCAAGGGGGCAACCAGCUGCCGUAUAGAGACAUCAUGCCUCGACUAUGCCGCGUACACGAAAGGCUUGUGCAGUACCCGGGGGGUGUCAACUAGGUGUUGCUCGGAUAUCUCUUCCCCCUACUGCAACGCUCACACCCUCGUCGACAUGCGAAGCUUGUCUUUAAUCAUGUGUGAUAGCACAGAUACGUUCAUCCCCCUCUAUGCCACACCAACCGGCGGGUUCUCUGCCUCGACUACCAAGAGAUCAACCUCGUCGUCCACAACCUCGUCCACAACAUUCAGCUCAUCAACAUCGACGGACUCAAAAUCUCAAAUUCCGGCCACCACAACCUCCAUACCAACCGCAACCGCCACCGCAGCGGCCUCCGAGUCUAAUCCCAUCAGCACAGGCGCGAUAGUAGGCGGCGUAGUCAGCGGGGUAGCGAUUCUAGCCGGGUUGGUGGCGUUCAUCGCAUGGCUGUAAAUGCGUCGGAAGCGCGGAGAUUCCCAUGGAGCAGGAACACCGCAAGCUCACAUGCAAGAACAACACCACCAGCACCAGGGGCCGCCGCCGCCACCGCCGCAACAGUUCAACAACAACACCAGCCCGCAGCAGCAGCCAGCGGCCCAGUACCAACACAACGGCCAACACAA